AUGAGUUAUAAUAACCCUUGUGACAUCAUCAUUGGGGAAUUCGGGACAAUUUUCGGGCCAACUAUAAUGGCGAUUCUUUAUAACCCACCAUUUAAUUUAAACCAACUGAUGGGUAUCAGACAAAAUCAUGGCCAUAUUCCAAGGCCUGCUAAUGCAUUCUUCCUUCUGAAGAAUGCAUUAAUGUUGGCGGCCCAUCAAGUAAAUAUCCGCCGCUCAAUGACAGAUAUUUGUAAGAUAGCCUCAUUAAUAUGGCUACAGGGAGACAAACGCCUGAAGGCCACUUACAGUGCUUUGAGUGAUGAAGCAAAAGAGCUUCAUCGGGAAUUGUUCCCUGGCAAGUAA
This is a messenger RNA of Dentiscutata erythropus, 342 nucleotides long. The record is from the annotation of a GenBank genome assembly. Lineage: Eukaryota; Fungi; Glomeromycota; Glomeromycetes; Diversisporales; Gigasporaceae.